CUUUGUUCCACUUUGAUUCAACAGCUGAUAUGACUUAUUGACCAAGCAUAUAGCUAGGAGCGAGCGAGGGCAUCUAUUUGGCAGACUGCUCUGACCAACCUGUCGAAGAAAACAGAUAUAACAGAAGACACAAGAAGAUAAACCCCUUCCGUUAACACUAUAUCUUACAUUAUCUUUCGUCCCUCCGACCGUGGCCAUGUCCAAUUUGAAGUAUCGCAGUGACGUCGCCAGAGAACUUGCGAUUCAGAGGAAUAUCCUGCCCACAACGAGGAGUUAUCAUACAGAGUUAUAUACUUCUCAGUGGAAAAUUGCAUCUAUGGCAGCAGCGUCCAAAGUGAUUCCAGAACUAGAAAAAGCGGGCGCAGGAGAUACUAAUCUUUUAUUAGUACUUCUGUGUUUUCUAGGCAACUCUAUUCUCCCCCUAGAUUUACUUUCUCGUGGAACAGCACCUCGCAAACGCUGGAAUGACCAUGGCGGCAUUGAGGAUAUGGAUGUACUUCAUUAUGGUGUGUCCUAUGAAUUAUUUAGGAUUUGUUCAUCUCCUACAAAGCUGGGUAGUAUAUUAUCCCGGCUUCAAUCAUUUUCGGCCAUCUCAAAGGUUUCUGAGCAGACCUUCAAGCUAGAUAACUCUCUUCCAGCUGCUGUCAUUGGUACGAUUCCUAUCGAGUUUCAUCCAUUUUGGAGGCUACAAGCAUUGACCAUUGCGUGUCAUUCAAUUCCAUGGAAAUAUCUGGAGCCUCCGUACCGUAUCCUGCUUACCCGGCCCAUUAAUGUUGAGAAGCUGACUGUGACUAGACCAUUCAAUAUGGAACUAUUUCUCCUCCACAUUCGGUACACGCUGCAAGAGGCUCAAAACCAUAAAGUUUUCGAGAACAUGUCACCAGCAGUCAAGACGGAUAUAGCUCUUAGCAUUAUAGAAGCUUCCAGAUUCCCUGGAAUGGAGUGGAAACAAUUCGCAAUCAGUCAAUCGAAAGAGAUCCUGAGCAGUGUACAGGAUAAUUACGUCCAAUCUUGUAUUGCGCAAAGAGAGUCCGUACUUCACCGUAUAACAAGCUCUACUGAUCAAUUAUUCCGACCUCUUGAGAAUAGCCAGCACGAGACCGUUCCAGGACAUGUUAGCAAGAAGCUCCAUUCUGGCUCUGGGCAUGGGGCUAUUCAACGCGCCCUGGAUCACAUUCAAGUAGAGGAGCUCACGAAUGCGGCAGAGGUUUUGGCUGCUUGGGAACCAAUUUCUCCACCAUCAUCAAUGGAAAUUGUUGUGCUCUUUCGGAAACACAUCAUAAUGGGCAAAAUUGAACGUUAUCGAGGCAACUUCAAAGAAUCGUUGGCGCAUCUCAUGAUAUCCAUAAACCUAGUCAAUGACUACAAAGAUAUCGUUUUUCUUGAAGAUUCCAGCGAUUUGGUCUGCAGUCUUGCGGACAUAUAUCUCGAACUGGAAGAUCCAGUCGCUGCUGAAAGAUGCCUUCGCAAUGAGAUUGCACAGCGAAGAACAGGCUCUGUCACUUUACUGAGAUUAACUCUAGCGGAAUCCCUCUUUGCGCAAGACCGACAAUUCGACGCACAAGUUAUCUGUAAUGAAAUCAAAUCUCUUCCAAAACUGUUGAGAAUGGAGAAAUUACGCUUAUCCAUUAUUCUAGCAAAGCUGGCACAUAUCAAUGCUAAAUAUAACGAAGCUUUAGGCUAUUGGACUGAAGCACUUACUUCCAUCAGCCGGUAUAACUUGACUACCGGUCAGUCCACACGCAUAAUUCUCCUCUCCAUGUGCGAUGUCUUACGCCAGGCGAGGAACUUGGAUACUGGGAUAGAGUCUCAGAAUCAAUUGAGAACUCAGGAGCAAUUGAGAAGUAUAGAAGACCUUACGGGGCCAACGGGGGUCUUCUAUUGGAUUGGCGGUUUACGUCAUUGGUUGAGAUACUUGGAAUCCAUUAACAACUGUAGUCAUGUGUAAUGCCAUAAUUCACACAAUAUUACACUCAACAAC
Messenger RNA from Talaromyces proteolyticus, 1981 nucleotides. RefSeq lists its product as uncharacterized. The record is from RefSeq and is a predicted model, not a curated record. NCBI's taxonomy places the organism in Eukaryota, Fungi, Ascomycota, Eurotiomycetes, Eurotiales, Trichocomaceae. The transcript has 2 exons. The coding region runs from base 197 to 1948 and encodes 583 amino acids. Gene Ontology annotation, molecular function: protein binding.